Molecule: messenger RNA, 2494 nt
Organism: Megalobrama amblycephala (Wuchang bream)
Lineage: Eukaryota; Metazoa; Chordata; Actinopteri; Cypriniformes; Xenocyprididae
Exons: 3
Coding region: 1249-1926 (225 amino acids)
Source: RefSeq, a predicted model, not a curated record
UCAGUGCUCAUGUGUGGCAGGGCUUGCUCUAUGUAAUCAUAUUGCAGCAUUGCUCUUCCAAACAGCACAUUACAGCCAACAGGGAGCGACAGCUGUCCCCCCUACUCACAGCUGCACAGGGUCUGAGCAGCAAUGGCAUAAACCCAGGACUCAGGGCUUUAAGCCUGGCCCAACCAAUGAAAUGGUGAUAUUGUCAGCUAGGCCCAAGGAGAGAAGAUUAGCAGAAGGCAUCAGGUAAGGUGUAGGAAUGGAAAGUAGUUUUACCACAUUUACUACAUAUUAUUGAAAAUAUGUAUUAAAAUGUAAAAUAGUAUUUUUUUCCCCAGAUUGGUUUAUGAUCUUUGUUAUCUGGACUGAACAUUACAUGAACCUUUAAUUAACACUGUGUACAUGUGUUAUAUGUAUGUUUUCAGGAGCAACCUGUAUAAAGCAGCCUGUAACCUGUGCCCGGUUGCAUGAAACUCCUUAAGCUAAGAAAUCCCUUAAAUAUAAGGUUAAGGGUACCCUUAGUGAAACUUGGGUUGCAAGAAAAAAACCCUAAGGGUUUUCUUAAGGAACUUAAGGCUGUUAUUAAGUUUUCCCCUUAAUUAUCUAAGUGUUUCUUUAAACGUUGCUACAAAGUCCUUAGCGACCAUUUCACCUUAAUAAAUUUAAGGGACCAAAACAGCUCCCUUAAAUCAACUGACACUCAAAAUACGAUGGCUGAUUUAGUGUUAAUUGAAGAGGAGGAAAUACCAAGGCGUGUUUUUAAUGAUCGCAAUAAUCCCUUGGAGACGAUGAAUGAUAUACAGUUAUUGAGAGAAUAUCGGUUUGACCGCCAGUCAAUCCUUCGUCUCACCGCGACACUAGAACAUGACAUUGAGCACCAAACCCGGCGGAGUUACGCAGUUCCAGCACUCUGUCCAGUUUGGUUUACGUUUUUUGAUUUCUGUUAUGUUUGUACUCUCCAUAGCACAAAUAUAUUCAUACAAAUGUGGUUUUAGCGAGGAUUUGGCUUUGUGGUUCGUUAUGUUCUGUUUACUGUUAGAGGUAGUAACUAUAGCAACCGCUGCGAUCAUUGCCGUAUGUUGUCAGAAACUACCGUGAAACGCUUAGUGUAAACACUUAGGUAAGGGUGAAAGUUAAGAAGUUUGUUGCAACGAUCUUGAAAUCCCUGAAAUCCCUUACCUCAGGGAUUUUUUCUCCCUCAGGGAAACCCUCACUUAAGGAGUUUCAUGCAACCGGGCACUGACCUGUGGCCUCCCAGACAUGUCAGUUCUGCGGGUGAAUGAUAUUUACGAAGGCAUGUCAAGAGAAACUGCUCCUUUAAUAACCACCAUGGGGAUUUCAGGGGAUGUGCCUUUGGUGGACAGUGUUUUUGGAAAAGUCCAAGAAGGGAGUUUACUCUCUUAUCAACUUCCAGCAUGGAGCCCUCCAAAGACCUGUCCACAUACCACCGCACCACCACGACCAUCUUUACCCCUUGAUGGCUACUGUCUGGGUCCCUCAGAGUGCUGUUUUGUGUUGACUCACCAUCAGCAGCUACACAUGACUUCUCUAGCGACAACAGAGGUCAUGGCACACCAAAUUGAGAUGGGCACAAGACAACAAAGCUCAAUGAAAGAAUGGCAUUUAUUGAGAAAGCCACGUGUGACUUCUUCUAGAUUCAGAGAAGUUUGCCAUGUGAGAGGGCAGUCCUCAGCGGAGAGUCUAGCAGUAAGAAUUUUGCGGUCUGGCUUUCAGUCUGCAGAAAUGAAGAGGGGCGUUCAGAUGGAGCCCAAAGCUAUUGAAGAGUACGGCUGCAUUCAGGAGGUAAAUCACUACCCUUGUGGUUUUAUCAUCCACCCCGAUGCACCUUGGCUUGGCUCAUCACCAGAUGGGUUGGUGUAUGACGCUAAAGCGAAUCCUGUGUUUGGACUGGUGGUUAAGUUAAGUGCCCAAAUUUGAGAAGUUAUGUGGACUGUGCCUACCUUAGGGUCUCUGGUGGAGUGCUACAGCUCAAACAGUCUCAUACUUAUUACUGGCAGGUGCAGGGCUAACUACUCAUUUCCGGGUUAAAGUGGUGUGAUUUUGUUGUAUACACUGAAGACGACAUGUUCAUACAAAGAAUAUACAGAGAUGAGGGAGUCAUUGAAACAAUCAAGCAAAGGGUUGAUUACGUUUACUUUUAUCUUCCAACACUUUUGGCUUGAAAUGUUCAGCUAUUCAGUUAUUUCAAUCCAUUCAAUCAAUCAAUUUCCCUCAAUUUGUACAUAUCUUUUGGCCCAUGUUUUAUUUUGAACUGUUUCCAUAAAGAUACAGGUACUACAGGAUCUGUUGUCAACUUAUUAAAUUAUAUAUUUUCCUAUACAUGUUAUUUGUUUGUGUGUGUGUUCUAAAUUUAUACUUCAUUAGUACUUAGUGAGUGUGUGUGUGUAUAUAUUCAUUGUAUAUAUAUGGAAAUGAUUCAACUGUGUAUAUAUGGGAAAUUAUUUUUUAUUUGUCACAUGCAUGAAAUGCAGACUUUUACAUUAUA